CGGGGGUGGGGCGGAGCGGUCUGAGACGUGGACGAAGAAGGACCGUCAGGAGGUGCUGUCGCUGCUGCUGAGGUUCGGGCUGCCCUCGGGAGCAGGAGCGGCGGCAGCAGCGGCGGCGGCUCAGAAGCCGGCAGCAGGAGAGGAGGCGGCGCCAUGUGCGCCAGCUGGUGACACGGUGACGGGGUCGGUGACGGCGGCAGGAGCAGCGGGAAGGGAGCAGGGUGCAGGCGGUCCGGAGGGAGAUGAGGGGGGUGUGGGGUUGCUGGUGGAGCUGGCUAGGAGCCACUGUCCCCGCCUGGCUGCCAAGAGCUCGGCGGGCAUCCAACAGGCCAUUCGGGACUUGUUGGGGGAGAUUGAGGAGCUGCUGGGGCCGCAGGGGGACGCAGCUGCGGGGGCAGCAGCGGGUGAGGCAGCGGGCGGGGCGCCGCGGACGCCCCGUGCUAGUCGGCAUGCGCCGGGCUGCGCUUGCCGCAUCUGUCAGAACAUUGCCAAGUACAAUGCGGGGCUGCAGGCCGCGAAUGCCGGUGGUGAGGGGGCUGCUGCUGACGCUGGUAAUGGUGCUGGUGCUACUGCUGGGGGAGCAGCCCUUGAAUCGGCUGCUGAGGCUGCUGCUGUUAAGACCACGACGGCAGCGGGUGAAGCAGCGGCGGAAGGAGCCGCGGCGGCUGGUGGUGCUGGUGGCACUGACGGUGGCGGAGGAGCAGCAGAUGGGGCGGAGGCGGGGGCCGGUGGAGUUACACCGGGCAAGCAGGGCG
This is a messenger RNA of Astrephomene gubernaculifera, 755 nucleotides long. Lineage: Eukaryota; Viridiplantae; Chlorophyta; Chlorophyceae; Chlamydomonadales; Astrephomenaceae. The record is from the annotation of a GenBank genome assembly.